ACAAAUAUUCAAGAUGCUGAAUACACCAGACAUGCUCCUUCUCUUCUGUCUUGUCGGGGCUGCGAACGCCCUGUACAAACAGUGGAUCCCUGACACCAACUAUGAGAAUAAGACCAAUUGGGACAAAGGAGCUGUCCCAUGUGGCAAUGACAUAGUUCAGUUUUCAGCCCAAAGACAAGUGUCUGUGUUUGUGGAGACCACGCAUGCUGUGCAGGAGAUGAGGAUGCCAGUUGAUGGAGAGUUCAUCCUGAAUUCAGGAGCUGGAUUUUAUGUUCUGGCAGGACAAGAACCAGGCUGCGGACAAGGUGUGACUACCAAGUUCAAAGAUUCAGACUCUCUGCAAUGGUUUAACCCAGCUCUGUGGCAGGUGGCUGCGACUGUGGAUGAGCUGCAGCAUGGAAACUUCCUGUUCUCAGUCCAUGAAGAGAGUGUCCCUUGCCAGUAUGAUGACGUGGUUUUUAAAGCCCUCUCCUCCUUCAAAGUGGACACCAGCUCCAGUCAGUCUAGCAUUCCUGUAAAAUCUGUGUCAGUGCAAGGGAAGAAGUUUGAUAGCAAAUCUGAGUUUUCACAGUAUCUAAGCUCACGCUCAGGCCGGCUGCAGUUUCACGGAUCCUCUGCCAUCACUGUUGGGAACCCAGGGUGUGGGGAUCCUUCUGGCUGUGAGUGUGGGAACUCUGUAAACCAUCAGCGGAUCUGUAGCAGUGUAACAUGUGCAUCUAUGAACUGUAAGAUGCCUCUACUCCCCAUAGGACACUGCUGUGAGGUAUGUGGUGCCAUCAUCACCAUCCAUUAUGCCCCUGGUUUCAACCUGCAAAGUUACAGGCAACGGAUCCAUCACCUUUUUCUCGUCCAGCCAAAAUACAAAUCCAUCCAGCUGGGCAUGUCUAAAGUUGUCAAGUCACAACGUCUGAUGGGGAUCAUCCCUUUCAGUCCCUCACCUGAGAUCCAGGUGGCUAUUCUGGAUGGAGAAAAGGGGAAAAAGUCAGAAGCUCUUGCCUCGGAAAUAGUGAAGGAUGCCCGCUCUCAUGGCUCUAACCUCGGAAUCACUGGGGCUGAAUUUCAAGCCUCAACUGGCAGCAGCAGCAAUCAGUCUGGAGGCAAUGCAGGGAUGGUGGUUGGAAUUGUGUUUGGAGUUUUUAUUAUGAUUACACUCAUUGUCAUAGUAGUUGUCCUGAUUCGUAGGGGCAUUGUUCAAAUGCCAUCAAUGCCAUCAAUGCCAUCAAUGCCAUCAAUGCCAUCAAUGCCUUCAAUGCCAUCAAUGCCAUCAAUGCCAUCUCUGAGAAGCUUGAAAAGAAACGGUGAUAUUGGAGAACUUGGUGGGCCUCUUGACCACGGAUUUGAAAACCCCAUGUUUGACAAGCCCAACAUGCUGUCCGAUAUUCCCGGAUUGUCUGGGACUGAAACUAAUAAUUCAAUCUCCAUGACUCAGACAGGUGUGUACUUUGUAAAUCCAGUUUUUGAUGAGAAUGAAACUGAUUUUAAUGCCUGAAG
Molecule: messenger RNA, 1491 nt
Organism: Seriola aureovittata
Lineage: Eukaryota; Metazoa; Chordata; Actinopteri; Carangiformes; Carangidae
Gene: amn
Product: amnion associated transmembrane protein
Exons: 1
Coding region: 14-1489 (491 amino acids)
Biological process (GO): receptor-mediated endocytosis; intracellular protein localization
Cellular component (GO): apical plasma membrane; endocytic vesicle
Source: RefSeq, a predicted model, not a curated record